Molecule: messenger RNA, 315 nt
Organism: Fusarium fujikuroi IMI 58289
Lineage: Eukaryota; Fungi; Ascomycota; Sordariomycetes; Hypocreales; Nectriaceae
Exons: 1
Coding region: 1-315 (104 amino acids)
Source: RefSeq, a predicted model, not a curated record
AUGUCUUCUGCGCAGGGAUUUAUCAAAUCUAGCCAGCCCGGUAGAUUCACCGCUACAUUCAGCAUCGACGCCGGUUUGUACCACUUCUCAGGCACCAUCAGCCCGCCAACUGCGCCCUUCGAAAGCAACUUUGCGACUCUGCAGUACAGCUCUCUUGAGAGCCUCGAAGGGUCCCAGCAAAUUACCGGAAUAAUCGGAAGCCGCGACGAGGUUUCAUUAACGUUUGACGAUGGUACGUCAAUCAAGGGGCCUCUGAAUCUUCCGGUAAGCCCUGCUUCUCGAGUUGAGGGUACGGGAUACUGGUCCCAGGAGUAG